Molecule: messenger RNA, 8256 nt
Organism: Astyanax mexicanus (Mexican tetra)
Lineage: Eukaryota; Metazoa; Chordata; Actinopteri; Characiformes; Acestrorhamphidae
Gene: foxk1
Product: forkhead box K1
Exons: 9
Coding region: 81-2012 (643 amino acids)
Biological process (GO): regulation of transcription by RNA polymerase II
Molecular function (GO): RNA polymerase II cis-regulatory region sequence-specific DNA binding; DNA-binding transcription factor activity, RNA polymerase II-specific; protein binding
Source: RefSeq, a predicted model, not a curated record
UGUGAGGAGCACCAACAGCAACAGAGCGAAGCCUGCUCCGCCGCCGCAUUCACUAACUCCCGUACAAGUUCGCAGGAAAGAUGGCCGAUUUCGGGGACGACACCGGGGCCAGGGCACUGCUGGCCCUCAAAUCCGCGCCGUGUAGCCCGGUCAGAGUCGCCGUGCCGACCGUCUACACGCUGCCGUCGAGCGUGACCGGAGUCUCGGCCGUGGCGCUGAAUCCCCCUCCGCAGGCCCUCGCCCGCCUGGAAGGCCGGGACUUCGAGUUCGUCAUGCGGCAGAGGACCGUGACCGUGGGCCGCAACUCGUCCCAUGGCUCCGUGGACGUCAACAUGGGCCACUCCAGCUUCAUCUCCAGGCGACACCUGCAGAUCACCUUCGAGGAGCCCAACUUCUACCUGCGCUGCCUCGGCAAGAACGGCGUGUUCGUGGACGGCGUGUUCCAACGGAGAGGCGCCCCUCCGAUUCAGCUGCCGAGGGAGUGCACGUUUCGCUUUCCCAGUACGAUCAUCAAGAUUCAGUUUACUGCACUGUACCACAAGGAGGUGCUAAAGGAGGAGGCCCCCAUUUCCCCAGUGAGACCCCUCUACCCACAGAUUUCCCCACUGAAAAUCAACAUUCCUGAAACUUCAGACUUCAGAAGUAUGAUCAGUCCCCUGCCUUCACCCACAGGAACCAUCAGUGUGCCCAACUCCUGUCCGGCAAGUCCUCGGGCUGCCGGUUCCUCAGGGUACCGUUGUGGACGCAACAUCACCUCAGACCUGCAGCUGGCUGCCGAGUACGCAGCCAAGGCCGUGUCGGAGCAGCGCACUGAACCAUCCGGGGGAGACAGCCCCAAGGAUGAGUCUAAGCCGCCGUACUCGUACGCACAGCUGAUUGUGCAGGCCAUAUCAUCUGCUCAGGACCGACAGCUGACACUAAGUGGCAUCUAUGCCCACAUCACUAAGCAUUACCCCUACUACAGGACCGCAGAUAAGGGCUGGCAGAACUCCAUCAGACACAAUCUCUCUCUGAACCGCUACUUCAUCAAAGUGCCGCGCUCGCAGGAGGAGCCGGGUAAAGGCUCGUUCUGGAGAGUUGACCCGUCAUCCGAGGCCAAGCUGGUGGAGCAGGCCUUCCGUAAGCGCCGCCAGAGGGGCGUGUCCUGCUUCCGCACACCUUUCGGCCCGCUCUCCUCCAGGAGUGCUCCAGCCUCGCCCACUCACUCAGGCCUCCUCUCCCCUCACUCGAGUGGCCUACAGACCCCCGAGUGCCUGUCUAGAGAGGGUUCACCCGUAUCCCACGAGCACGAGUUUGGUUCCAAGUUGGCCUCUGUGCCCGAGUACAGAUACACUCAGAGCGCCCCAGGUUCUCCAGUGAGUGCCCAGCCUGUGAUCAUGGCUGUGCCUCCUCAGCCUUCUGCAGGGCUGGCCAAGCCUGUGGCCUACAUGCCUGCCUCCAUUAUCACCUCCCAGCAGCCUACAGCUCAGGCUGUCCACGUGGUGCAGCAGGCCCCAGCGGUCACAAUGGUGCGUGUGGUCACCACCUCUGCCAACUCCCCCAAUGGCUAUGUGCUGGCCAGCGCUGCUUCUGGAUUGCCCGGAGACGGAGACCACAGAGGUGUUCUAGAGGAGAUGGGGGCUCCUACAUCUAUCCCUGCAGGCAGUAGAGUCAUCCAGGCUGUGGGAAGCCACCUGAGCAGAGGGCAGCAGAGUUACACCAUUCUGCAGCAGGGCACCUUGCCGUUGGGCCAGCACCAACUUCCAGUUCAGGCCAUCACUCAGAACGGCAAGCAUGCCCUUCCCACAGCCAGCGUCUCGCCCAAUGCUUAUGCUCUCACUAGCCCUCUUCAGAUCCUGGCUGCCCAGGCCUCUACCUCUCCCCCAGUGGUGGUGAACAGACCCUCCAGUGUGGAAAUGGAGGAGGCUGGCCCGCGGGAGCCCGAGGCCAAGCGGAUCAAGAUGGAGGAGGACGGCGUGGCUUCAGUCCCCCAGCCCGUCAUCGUCGCGGUGAAGCCAGAACCCAGCGACUGAGUGAGUGAGUGAGUGGAGAAGCAAACGAAAGAGAGGAACCUUCAAGUGAACCCCCACAAUAGUGUUAGCCCAAGGUGCCAAGCCAAGGUUAUUGAGGGGAAAAGGUUUUUGAUGAUUUUUUUUUUCUUUUCUUUUCUUUUACAAAGAACUUUUUUUCUGUGAGAGAACAAGUCCACCACGGGUAACGUAAUUGUGUCUCUAUCGUGAGGAGGAGCAGGAUGAUGAUGAGGAGGAGGAGGUGGUAAAGAAGAAGAAUAAGGAGGAGGAGGAGGAAGAGAAGGAGGAUCAACCGUAUGUACUAAGGGCAGAUGUGAGCUAAAAUGCAUUAUCCUAUAAGCCUUAAAAGCAAACGCUGACACGUUUUUUUUUUUAAAUUGUCAUGGGCUUCUUUUACGAGGAUUGGAUUGGUCCCUCAGAGAGUUCGGAGAGCAUGCAUGCGCCUGUGCUGCCAUGUAGUUCCUCACAAGGUACAGUUGAACUAGUACUUACUUUGAGUCAGGGUGGGACCAAGAACUAAGCAGCUAUAUUUCUAUUUGGGAGCAUCGUUCUCUCAGAAUUGAAGCAUUAUGUAUUAAGCUCAUUGGAAGCUGGGAUUUACCCCAGCUUUCUGUGUCACUUAGCGAGGAAUUAUUUAUCAUUCUUUAUCAACGUAACACCAUCUCUACUGAAAUUAGAUCAUUACUAUCAUAACUAAAAACAUAAAAAAAAUCAAAGAUUUCUUAAAAAACUUAGUACAUGGAUUUAAACAAGCCCUCUCUUUUUCUAGCUGAAGCUUUAACAUGGUAGUAUAAAGUAUUUUUCUAUGGAGGGCUAUUACCUUGCUUGCUUAGCUGUUGUUAUAUAGAGAAAUGUCUAGCACAAUGUCAGUUUUCUGAAUUGGUUUGUGUAUAGUGCAAGAAUUAAAAAAGAAACAACUCAAUGAAUGUAUGUACCUUUUGUUCAUUUAUGGAUUUAUGGUCUGUGGCUCCCUUGUUGGCCUAAACACCUCUUACGAAAUUCGAAUAUGUUGGGAUAUUUUGUUUAAAAAAAGGAAUAAUGGUAAUUUUGAAGUGAAAUUCUGUAUUUAAUGUAGCUCAGACAGACAGCAGCCUAUCCAUCCUCUGUGUGCUUAGCCAGAAUUUCAGGUAUUUCAGGCUGAGAUUUGCAGAACCUGAUUAGAUUAUUUGUGUUAUUCAAUGAUAAUUCAGCCACAAGCAAAUACAGAGAUGUAAUUGCUGGCAUAUUUAACUAUUAAGAGGGGCUACUGACAACCAAAUAUGUUUAUUUCUGUUUCUAAGACCCAGGAAUGUAACCUUUUUAAUAUUCAUUUAUUGUCAGAGAUGCUAGUGUUCCACUGUCCGCCUUCUCUGUGACCCUAUGAUGAUGUUGAUGACUAUGAUGAUGAUGAUGAUGAUGACAGUGGGACGUACUAAAUGAAUGUUAAACAUUUUCUAAAAGUUCUCAAGACUUUGUAAUUGUUCUUUCCACAGAAGCUUAUUUUGGUAACAUUCAAAAAGUGUUACUCAAACUUUAUAUUUUUACUAACAACAACAAGAGUCGAUUUCGUUGCUGUCAUUCAAAAGACUUGGUCCAAGUUUUUCACUUUUUGAUAUAAUUCAAAUUUGGCAUGUGUUUUUUAUAUCAUGUCAGAGUUUUGUGAGGAAUGGACCAAAUAGAAAUAAAUGCUCCAAAAUGACUUGGAAUACUUAAAACUUUUUAUUUUAGUUAAUUUUAUUUUUACAUUUUUUUUACAUUAUAUUUUAUUUGAAAGUUAAAAGAUUGUAAUUGUCCUUCACCUGCCAAGUUGCCAUAUUGGAGAUAUUUGCAGGAUUUUGGGUGACAGCAACGAUGUGUAAUAUAAGCUGCGUCCCAAAUCUAGGCUGCUGAAGGCCCCUUCAUUUACAGCAGAGAGUGAUUUCAAGGGCGCGACUGAUGUAUCCUUCAUGGCUCUCAGUUACCCAUAAUUCUCUGCACACAGUGCAUACAAUGCAAAGGUUAGGAAAAAUUCAACACACAAAUAUAGUAAAAAAAAAAUAAAAAAUAAACUGAACUUAAAGAUCUCCAGAGUUCAUUUUAAAAUGUUAGUUUUUUUUUAUAAUUAUACGUAAUUUAUUUUCGUAAAAAAAAAAUACAAUAAAUAAAAGCACACAAAUUUCAGGCCACAUAUGCAAGAGACGGGACCUUUUUGGUGAUUUCACCAUAAAGCCUCAUCAGACUGUUCCAUAUGUGGGACAUUUUCAUAUGUGGGACCCGUCCCACAUGGACUGCAGCCUGGGAUUUGGAACGCAGCUCUAGUGUUUGAAUCCUUGAAGAUUGAAGUUUUCAAGACAAUCACUACCAGGGUGGUUUUGGUGACCACAGCAUGGAUACGAAAAAGAAGCACCUCAGAUAACUUGCAAUAUUAACAAAGACAGAUCAAUGCAAAAGACCAAAUGCAUAAUCUCCUCAUUAGUGCCUUGGAGUUCCGUAGUAAAGCUUAAACCUCGAUCUAGAACUUGUUACUGGGAAGUUGGAACACUGAAGUUUUUAUUUCUCCCUAUUCAGGCUUAGAAAGACAACAGAACACUGUUUUAAUCCUUUCUAUCAGGUUGAACUAUGAAAUCGGGUCACUCUUCGGUCGGCUUUUGGUCCGAGCCUUGUGGUGGCGGUGGCGGUGGUGAAGAUGAUUGAUGAAUUAAUAAAAUGACUGAGAUCACACUGCCAUAACCAAAAAUAAUAAUAGUAAUAAUAGUGAGGCUGUAAUACAGUCUUAAAGGGGCAAACUUCACGGCUACAUCGAAAUAUCUUUGCCGACAUAAAGGCACCUGCACCCACAGUAAUGGGUUACAUACUCCGAUCAGCCAUAUCAUUAACACCAACUCAUUGUUUUUACACUUAUUGUUUGUUAAUAUUGUUAUUAUAAAAGUGAUUUAUAUGGUAACAAUUACAUACUGUAGUUCUGUAUCUGUUUCUCUGUAUACUUUAUUAUUAUCCUCCUUCUUUCACCCUGUUCUUCAAUACUCAGAACCCCACAGGAGAGAAAACCACCUCAGAGCAGCUAAUAUUAUUAUUAUUACUAUUAUUAUUAUUAUUAUUAAUAUUUGUGUGGUGCGUCAUUUUCACAUUAUCAGUACUGCAGUGAUUAGCACUGAUUAGCAUGGUGGUGUGAUUAGUAUGAGUUGUUAGUGUGUGUUGUGCUGCUGGUACAGUGACUGGAUCAGAUGCAGCAGUGCUGCUGGAGUUUUUAAACACUGUUUAUUCAUCUCUCACUGUUCUCCACUUUAUUACACACUACUACCUACAGCUGCUCCUCCACCUUGUAGAUACAUUAAAGUUAGAGAUAGAAGCUCUGAAGAAUCUGUUGCUGCACAGUUUACAGUGUUUGGCAUUCUCCAGUCUUUCAUCACAGUCUUCAGGAUGCCGCACACAGGACACUGUGAAAUCACUGCAGUGCUGAGAAUAAUGAUACCUGUUAUGUGGUGGUUUUCUCUCCUGUGGAGUCCUGAGUAUUGAGGAACAGGGUGAAAGGAGAAGGAUAAUAAUAAAGUAUGCAGAGAAACAGAUACAGAACUAAAUUGUCAUUGGUAUAAUAAGUGUAGACAAUGUGACGAUGAGCGUAAAAACACUGAGAUGGUGUUAAUGUAAUGUUGUGACCGGUCGUUGUACAUAGUGAAGGGGGAGUGAGUCGAGAGAGCGAGAGGAAAGUGGUAAAGAAAUUUCUAUAAUUUCUAAUGUCGUUUUUACCCUCUUCUUCUUUUUUUUUUUAGCUUUUAAUGUAUUGUAUAAAAAUGCUGCACGCUCUAGAUAACUAAACUGCACCUGCAUUAGAGAACAAUCACACACUUGAACCACUGCAACUCCAUUUUAAGUUUAGUUAUUAAUUUACCUCAAACUCCGAUUCAGCCAUCAUGGAAUGGCGAAGCUGGAAAGCAUUAAGAGCUGUAAUUUAAGUAUUCGGGCUGGGAGGGGUUUUUACGCCUCUCCGUACACAUGAAAGUACAAAUAAAUAUAUAAAUAAAUAAAUGAAUGGAAUCUAAUGAACGAAUGAAACGAGCGCUUGCUUUAGAGUCGCGUUUCAUUUCUCUUUAAACCUGUUUAUUCAACUUUUCACUGCCUAAAACCGUUUUGCAUACAUUUUAUCAGUCUCUGUGUCUCUAUCAGCGAUGUACAAGGUGAAUGAAUAUAAAGUAUUUUUGUCAACUAAUCUGAUGUACUCGAUUUGUGUGCUUUUGGUGUUUUAUGUUUUUUUUCUUUGCAUAUUAGCUUAUGCAAGUGUUUAUACACUAAAACCUUUAUAAUUUAAAAAAAAAAUAUCAAGUCUAAUGAACUGAUGCACGUUUUCUUUCACUUCUUCUGUUAUAACUUCUGUUGUUCUGGGUUUGAUCUUCACCCACUGUGUACAAAAGCAGCCUGUGUUAGCUCAGAAACUCUCUGAAACUGAAAUAAAAAUGUUGUCUUUAUAAGCCUCUAUUAUAAAGAUUGUCAUGAUCUAUUUAAUAAUAAUUGCCUGACCUUUUUUUCCAUUACACAACCUCAUAUAAAGUGGUGCAAGAGCAUGGGAUGCUGGUUCCUUCAUUAUUUCUGGAAAAAUAAAAGAAAAAAACAAUUAAAGGCCCAGUAAUGAAUAGCUGAAACUGCCUGUUUUACGGAGAUAAACUUGAUUUUGUAUAUUUGAAGCAGUCUGAUCAUUUAUUGAGGGCUUUGUUUCAACUGCUAUUCAACUGCAACAGCUACUGCUGCUUCUACACUAAACCCACCUGCAGGGCUGUGUUCACAUUACCAGGCUAAAUUGUGUAAAAUCAGAAUCUAUUUUGUUUGUUCUGCACUAGAUUCAAACUGAGGGUAAAAGUUGCUGGAUGCAAUGUUUCAUAAUACCUUUUUUAAGUGUGACCUAUACAGCUCUGAAAAAAAUUAAGAGACCACUUCAGUUUCUGAAUCAGUUUUUCUGAUUUAGCUAUUUAUAGGUAUAUGUUUGAGUAAAAUGAACAUUUGUUGUUUUAUUCUAUAAACUACGGACAACAUUUCUCCCAAAUUCCAAAUACAAAUAUUGUCAUAUAAACAAUUUAUUUGCAGAAAAUUAGGCUGAAAUAAAAAGAUGCAGAGCUUUCAGACCUCAAAUAAUGCAAAGAAAACAAGUUUAUAUUCAUAAAAUAAAAGUUAAGAAAUCAAUAUUUGGUGGAAUAACCCUGGUUUUUAAUCAUAGUUUUCAUGCAUCUUUGCAUGUUCUCCUCCACCAGUCUUACACACUGCUUUUGGAUAACUUUAUUCCUUCACUCCUGCUGCAAAAAAAACAGUUCAGCUUGGUUUGAUGGCUUGUGAUCAUCCAUCUUCCUCUUGAUUAUAUUCCAGAGGUUUUUAAUUUGGUAAAAUCAAUGAAAAUCAUCAUUUUAAGUGGUCUCUUAUUUUUUUUCCAGAGCUGUAUUUGACAUUUGUCUGACCAGUUCACGCUUUUAAACUGAUGCUCAUGCUUUAACUUUCAAAUCUUCUCCAGCAUCAUAGGAGCUAUCAAGAACUUUCUGUGACCAACAGCUGGGAUUGUCACUUAAAAAGCUUUGUGGAUCUGUAAAAAGGUUAUGGUUUUUUAUUUUGCAUUCUUGUUUUCUUUACGCUUUGUUUUUAAAUUAUUUAAUUUUCUCUGACACUGCAUCAGCAGCUCCCUCCUGUGGCCAUCCAUGUUCAUACAUUAGGUUAGAAUAUAUUUCAUACAAAGGUUGGUUGCCACACAAGUGUUGGAAUAGAGAAAGAAGUCCAAAUAUUUUAGCUCUUUUAACUUACUAUCCCACCAUUAAACUCACUCACUCAGUGCUGUUGUCCAGUUUUUCUUACUCUUAACAUAACAUAAGUCACAUGAGUAUAUAAGUCGCAUUGCUGCGAAUGAAUGAUGCUUGUAAUGUGAACGCAGCCACAUCAUGUUGCAACGUCUUGAAAAAAAUGUCUUAUUGGCCUCCACUGAACCCGAAUCUGAUUCAAUACAGAUUGGCUGCUUUGAAAAGGGCUUUCUCUCCUUCAGCUGCUGUCUGUCCUGGUGUUGAUUUAUUUUCCACACUGAUGUAAUUUCAUUUGAAAGGUUAAUCUUCUACAAUCCUACCUGUCUGUAUUGUUUGCCUAGCAUUGUGUCUGUUCUAUAGCUGUUCUAAGUUCAGUUUAUUGCCUCAUCCUGAUUACAUUAAAGCUGUUUUAAUGUAUUCUGUUUCUCUGUGCACAUGUGCAGCACUCUCUGUCCCCUCACUGCCUUGUGGAAAGCUGAAAAUGUGACGACAGCCUAUUAAAAGGUUUAAGCUGUCAA